Molecule: messenger RNA, 789 nt
Organism: Gongylonema pulchrum
Lineage: Eukaryota; Metazoa; Nematoda; Chromadorea; Rhabditida; Gongylonematidae
Source: the annotation of a GenBank genome assembly
GCCAUUGUAAACAAUCCGGUUGUUCCGUCCUAUUUUACGAAUCGAGCUUUAUGCUACAUGCAACUGAUGCAGUGGGACAAAGCUGCCACCGACUGUAAGAAAGCGCUCGAUUUGGAUCGCAGGAAUGCGCACUUUUUCCUUGGUCGGACUUGCGUACAGUUGGGACAGUUUGAUGAGGCUUUAAAAGUGCUCACGCGCGCCAAUGAUUUGGCACAAAGCCAAAAGCUCAAUUACGGGGACGAAAUAACCGCUCAAAUUCGAGUUGCAAAGAGAGAAAUAUUCAGGAGAGAGGAAGAGAAAAGAAUAGAGCAGGAAAUCAGUCUGCAAACAUAUUUGAAUAGUCUUAUCGACAAUGACCUGGCAAAGAAACUGGAUGAAUUGAGGCAAAAGAGGAAAAACGACGGAGAAGAAAUUGAGGUCAUAUCCGACGAUGUAGAAGACGAGGAGCAGGUCUUGAGAAUGGAAGCCGAAUCAAAUAAGAAUAAAUUAAAUAGCUUAUUUGCUCAGGUGGAUGAAAGAAGGAGGAAAAGAGAAGUGCCUGAUUUUUUGUGCGGUAAAAUUAGUUUCGAGCUAUUACGUGACCCCGUCAUCACGCCAAGUGGUAUAACUUAUGACCGUGCCGAUAUCAAGGAGCACUUGCAGCGAGUAGGGCACUUUGAUCCGGUAACCCGGGCACCGCUCACUGCUGAUCAGCUGAUACCCAAUCUUGCUAUGAAAGAAGUAAGUGAGAUUAAAUCUGAUUUGCUAACUUGUUUUCUGAAAUUGCUUAAUUAUCACUCUUUUCUUUAA